This is a messenger RNA of Setaria italica (foxtail millet), 5699 nucleotides long. Its product is annotated as calcium-transporting ATPase 5, plasma membrane-type. Gene Ontology annotation, cellular component: membrane; intracellular membrane-bounded organelle. Gene Ontology annotation, biological process: calcium ion transmembrane transport. The coding region runs from base 124 to 5307 and encodes 1727 amino acids. The transcript is spliced from 46 exons. The record is from RefSeq and is a predicted model, not a curated record. Gene Ontology annotation, molecular function: P-type calcium transporter activity; ATP binding; calmodulin binding. Lineage: Eukaryota; Viridiplantae; Streptophyta; Magnoliopsida; Poales; Poaceae.
UCCGGGCUCUUCGUUUCCGCUCCCGAUUGGUUCCCUUCCCCUUCCCGACCCGACCCGACCGGAGAGACCUUCCAGAUCGAGGCAGCCGAGGCUGCCCUAGCUAGAAUCUCGCCUCGCCCAGCCAUGGCCGAGGUCGCGGACGCGUCCCCUCCCCCCACCGGCGGCGGCGGCGGCGGGGACCGCAAGCGCCGCCACGCCUCGCCUGUGCUCCCGCCGCCGCCCCCCGGGCCCCCGCCGCCGGGGCCGCACAAGAGGCAUCGCAGGGAGGAGGGCGGCGGCGGGUUCGACCGGCGCCGGCUCGGUCCAGUUGGCGGCGGAGGGCACGAGCAGGACGACAGGAGGUAUGGCAACGGUCAUGGUGGCGUAGGAGGAAGAGGUGGUGAUGGUCGAUAUGGGAAUCGUGCACCAGAUUGGUCGGAUUCUGGACGUGGUGGAUGGAAUGAAGGCCCUGGGAAUGGCCGUAGGGAAGGACUGAUGUCAUACAAGCAGUUCAUUCAGGAGCUCGAGGAUGAUGUUUCACCAGUCGAAGCUCAAAGCAGAUACGAGGAGUACAAGUCAGAGUACAUCACAACUCAGAAGAAAGCAUACUUUGACCUCCAUAAGGAUGAAGAUUGGUUAAGAAACAAGUACAAUCCUACAAAUCUUGAAGGGGUCAUAGAAAGAAGGAAUGAACUGGCAAGAACUACUGCAAAUGAAUUCUUCCAAGAUUUACAGAGUGGAAGUCUGGACACUGGUCCAGGGUUGACAGGUUCAGCAGCGAGCAAAUCAGGAAAUAAUAGUAGUAAAAAUCUUGUGGAUGCAGAUGGUAAAAAAGGGAAACUUGGGAAGGGCUCUGACGAUUUAUACUAUGCUGCUCCCAAGGCUCACCCAGUUAGUUCUGAGGCUCGGCGAAUCCGAAGUGACAUUGAGCAAGCUCAAGCUCUCAUCUGUAAACUUGAUUCUGAGAAGGGUAUUGAGAACAAUGUUCUCUCCAGUAGUGACCAUGACAAGACAGACAGGGAUAAGUCACAUGGUUCAAUGGGGCCAAUUGUUAUAAUACGGGGAUCAUCUACUGUGAAGGGUCUUGAGGGUGCUGAGUUGCUGGACACUCUUGUUACUUACUUAUGGCGCAUCCAUGGUGUAGAUUAUUAUGGUAUGUCUGAGACAAAUGAACCUAAAGGCCUGAGACAUGUGAAAGCUGAUGCGAGGACAUAUAAUGGGGAUAGCUCAAAUGCAACUGAAUGGGAGAAUAAACUUGAUUCAUUCUGGCAAGACAGGAUUCAAGGUCAAGACCCGUUAGAAAUAUUGAAAGCAAAGGAGAAGAUUGAUGCAGCUGCUACUGAAGUGUUGGAUCCAUAUGUGAGGAAAAUAAGGGAUGAAAAGUAUGGGUGGAAGUAUGGUUGUGGAGCCAAGGGUUGCACUAAGCUUUUCCAUGCUGCCGAGUUUGUCCAGAAGCAUCUUAAACUCAAGCAUGCAGAUGUGGUGGUUGAGCUAACUUCGAAAGUGAGAGAGGAUAUUUACUUUGAGAACUAUAUGAAUGAUCCAAAGGCGCCUGGUGGAACACCUAUCAUGCAGCAACCUGCUCCAAGGGGAAAAGGCAGGCAAAGGCCACCAAUAGAAAGUCGGCUGAGGGAUGAGCGUGGAAAUCGUAGGUUCGACACAAAUGUUGAUUCACCACCACAUGAUGGGUCUGGUGAAAACCCUGAUGAUGCUAUUUAUGAUUCAUUUGGUGAUCCAAUUAUGCAUGGCGCCUUCCCUCCAGAUAUUCCUGCUCCCCCGAUUCUAAUGCCCGUGCCUGGUGCUGGUCCGCUGGGACCAUUUAUUCCUGCACCCCCGGAAGUUGCCAUGCAUAUGAUGAGGGAUCAGGGCGGGCCACCUCAUUUUGAGCCAGCUGGAGGUCCACAUCCUAGGAAAGCAGGGAGGGGUGGUGGCCCCCCAAUGCGUGGUCCAUCCCCAAUCUUCAGCGCUCCUCCGCCUACCCAUAUGCAUGAUCCUCGUAGAAUACGAAGCUACCAAGACCUUGAUGCUCCUGAAGACGAAGUGACUGUGAUGGACUACCGAAGCUUAUCGGGCGGCAUGGCGCUGGGGAGGUCGCCGCCGCCGGAGAUCCGCUCGCCGGACGAGCGGGGCGCCGCGGAGGACGCCGCGGAGGCCGAGGCGGAGGAGGAGGAGGUCUUCGACGACGCCUUCGACAUACCGCACAAGAACGCGCCGCACGACCGGUUGCGCCGGUGGAGGCAAGCAGCUCUUGUGCUCAAUGCUUCGCGCCGAUUUAGAUAUACUCUAGACCUUAAAAAGGAGGAAGAGAAAGAGAUUAUAAGAAGGAAGAUCCGGGCCCAUGCACAAGUUAUACGGGCAGCAUUUCUUUUCAAAGAAGCUGGCCAAAAAGAUAUCAGAGAAGCUUAUAGUGGUAUAAAUCUUGCAACGGCCUCUCGCAGUUUUCCAAUUGAACUGGAAAAGCUUACCACAUUAAACAGGGAACAUGAUACUGUUCUUCUUCAAGAAGUUGGAGGAGUCAAGGGCCUGUCAGAUUUAUUGAAGAGUAAUUUAGACAAGGGAGUUAGUCCAAACGAGGAUGAAUUGUUACAAAGGAGGAGUAUUUAUGGAGCAAAUACAUAUCCACGCAAGAAAAGGAAAAACAUACUGCGAUUUGUAUUUGAAGCAUGCCAAGAUUUAACUCUUGUCAUUCUAAUGGUAGCUGCUGCCAUAUCACUGACAUUGGGUAUGACCACAGAGGGUGCUGAUGACGGAUGGUAUGAUGGUGGGAGUAUUUUUUUAGCUGUCUUCCUUGUGAUACUUGUUACCGCAAUCAGUGAUUAUAGACAAUCUCUUCAGUUUCGACAUCUGAAUGAGGAGAAACAGAACAUACAAGUGGAGGUUGUUAGAGGUGGUAAAAGAUCGGCAGCAUCAAUAUUUGACCUUGUUGUUGGUGAUGUAGUUCCUCUCAAAAUCGGUGACCAAGUUCCUGCUGACGGUAUUCUGAUAUCUGGCCAUUCUCUUGCAAUAGAUGAAUCGAGUAUGACUGGAGAGUCAAAAAUUGUUCACAAGGAUCAAAAGGCACCAUUCUUGAUGUCUGGUUGCAAGGUUGCAGAUGGCUAUGGUUCUAUGCUUGUAACAGGCGUGGGUACCAAUACUGAAUGGGGUCAGUUGAUGGCUAACCUUUCAGAAGAUAAUGGUGAAGAAACGCCAUUGCAGGUUCGCCUGAAUGGUGUUGCAACUUUUAUUGGUUUGGUAGGCUUGUCCGUAGCUGGUGCAGUACUUGUUGUGCUUUGGAUAAGAUAUUUUACUGGACAUACCGAGAAUCCUGAUGGGACUACUCAAUUUGUUGCUGGGACUACUGGUGUGAAACAAGGAUUUAUGGGGGCAAUUAGAAUUUUGACUAUUGCUGUGACUAUUGUAGUUGUUGCUGUGCCUGAGGGACUCCCAUUGGCAGUAACUCUGACGCUUGCGUAUUCAAUGAAAAAGAUGAUGCGAGACAAAGCGCUGGUCAGACGGCUCUCAUCAUGUGAAACGAUGGGAUCAGCUACUACAAUAUGCAGUGAUAAGACAGGAACUCUUACCUUGAAUAAGAUGACAGUUGUGGAAGCAUAUUUUGCUGGAACAAAGUUGGAUCCCUGUGACGAUAUUAGCCAGAUAUCAGAUGAUUCAGCAGCAAUUAUUCUGGAAGGAAUUGCACAGAACACAACAGGAACAGUAUUUUUGCCAGAGGAUGGGGGAGAGCCAGAACUUACGGGUUCACCAACUGAAAAGGCCAUUCUUUCUUGGGGUCUUAAGAUAGGGAUGGAUUUCCAUGACAUGAGGUCAAAAUCUUCAGUCAUUCAUGUUUUCCCAUUUAACUCAGACAAGAAACGUGGUGCUGUUGCAGUACAGUCAGAUGAAGGUGUUCAUGUCCACUGGAAAGGUGCAGCUGAAAUAGUGUUAUCUUCUUGCAAAAGCUGGCUUUCUGUCGACGGUUCAGUUCAGCCAAUGAGUACUGAGAAACAUGAUGAAUACAAGAAAUCUAUUGAAGACAUGGCAGUGAAUUCAUUACGCUGUGUUGCUUUUGCAUAUUGUGCUCCUGAUGGUGAAAUGAUUCCAAAGGAAGACAUAGCAAACUGGAAGUUGCCUGAGGAUGACCUGAUUCUGCUUGGCAUAGUAGGAAUAAAGGACCCCUGUCGCCCAGGAGUAAGGGAUGCUGUACGACUAUGCACUACUGCCGGUGUAAAGGUGCGCAUGGUUACUGGAGAUAAUAUCGAAACAGCUAAGGCUAUAGCUUUGGAGUGUGGAAUACUAGAUGCAAAUAGUCUUAUUUCGGAGCCUGUUGUAAUUGAGGGAAAAGUGUUCCGUGAGAUGUCUGAAAGUGCGAGAGCAGAUGCCGCUGACAAGAUAAUUGUGAUGGGGAGAUCGUCUCCAAAUGAUAAACUUUUGCUUGUCCAAGCUUUAAAAAAGAAGGGACAUGUUGUAGCUGUUACUGGUGAUGGUACUAAUGACGCCCCUGCAUUGCACGAGGCCGAUAUAGGUCUUUCAAUGGGCAUUUCAGGGACGGAAGUUGCUAAAGAAAGCUCCGACAUUAUAAUCUUGGAUGAUGACUUCACAUCAGUUGUCAAGGUUGUUCGUUGGGGACGGUCUGUCUAUGCAAAUAUUCAGAAAUUCAUUCAAUUCCAGCUUACUGUUAAUGUUGCUGCACUUGUGAUUAAUGUGGUUGCUGCUGUGUCCUCUGGUGAUGUGCCCCUAAAUGCAGUUGAGCUUCUCUGGGUGAACCUUAUUAUGGACACAUUGGGAGCUCUUGCAUUAGCAACCGAACCACCAACUGACAACCUUAUGAAGAGAAAUCCUGUUGGUCGAAGGGAACCUCUUGUUACAAAUAUCAUGUGGAGAAACUUGUUUGUUCAGGCCCUUUACCAAAUAGCAAUUCUUCUCAUCUUUGAUUUUGCUGGAGUAAGAAUUCUGCGGCUGCAGAAUGAAAGCCGAUAUAAUGCUGAGAAGAUAACGAACACCUUCAUCUUUAAUACAUUUGUCUUCUGCCAGAUUUUCAACGAGUUUAAUGCACGCAAACCUGAGGAGAGGAAUGUCUUCAAAGGAGUAACAAAGAACCACCUCUUCAUGGGAAUAAUCGGAAUAACAACAGUACUUCAGAUUCUAAUAAUUCAGUUCCUGGGGAAGUUCUUCAAGACGGUGAGACUUGAUUGGAGACUAUGGUUGGUUUCAGUUGCUAUUGGCGUUAUAAGUUGGCCCCUGGCAUAUCUCGGGAAAUUCAUUCCUGUGCCCGUAAGACCACUCCAGGACUAUUUCAAGCCCCGCUGCUGCCGGAGAGCGCGCCGAGAUGAGGAAGAAGGCAGGCAGACGUAGGGCGCAAUCGAGUAAGCCGGUGUAAAUAGCCAUGUCAUAAGAAGAGAAGAUAAAUUUUCUACUGGUUCCACGGGAACAGCCGCUUGGGGAAUGUAUAAGUUGCCAACAGAGCCCCGGCCUGUUAGUUUCUUCUACAGGAAAUGCAGUGGGAAACUGUACAGCAGCCAAACUCCUGUCCUAGGCUACUAGCCUACUACUAGGUGUAGGUGGUAUGGCUUUGCGGCAGCGGAAGCGCAAGCGCAGUCGGAGCUACUAGUUUUGUGCCUCGCUUAAUUAGCUUGCGAUCUAACCAUUUUUCUCUCAAUCUGGCUGUAAAUUUGUAAAUGUUUAUCUGCUACGAGAUGUUCUCAGUUUUCCAUCCAUAUAAUCUGUUAUUAUCUUACGAAAACAAA